AUGAUUUUAGAGAUUAUCUUUUGGGCAGGAAGUAUCUAUCUGCCCUAUGAACAGUAUUCUGCUGCAAGGGAAAUAUGUAGCCCAUUGUCAGAAGAGGGGGAAUUUCACAAGGAUGGCCGGAAUCUGGAAGUAUCUUCUGAGAGUGAUUUGGAUGAGAAUCUCUUGUCUAGGUUUGAUUCUGGCUCUCGCCGGAAACUCCGCCUCUACCAGUUUUUGCUGGAGCUCCUUGAAGGUGGUGACAUGAAAGAAUGUGUGUGGUGGGUGCAGCGUGAUGCAGGCAUCUUCCAGUUCUCUUCAAAGCACAAGGAGGUUUUGGCACACCGCUGGGGCCAGCAGAAAGGCAACCGCAAGAAAAUGACCUACCAAAAAAUGGCCCGAGCUUUGCGCAACUAUGGCAAAACAGGCGAGAUCCGCAAAGUGAAGAAGAAGCUCACGUACCAGUUUGGGACCUCACUGCUGAGCCCAUCACCUUCUUCCUAAAGCCCUCAGGACUCCUGGGCCAGAAUAGCCUCCAAUGAAAUGUUUCCUUUGUUGGCUUUCUUGAAAACUCUAUUUGGGCAUUUGCCAGCAUGGCUGUAUUAGAGAACCUGCCAGAUGCUUAGUACUAAGCAAGGAGGGUUGGUCUGAAGGCAAUGAGGGCUUUUAUUGGGUGGGAGGUCCUGCACUUUAAGGGAAGGUUUAUGAACCAGGACUUGGGAGGUUUCCUUUUUGGGAUGGGAAAUUGAGGUUCAGUGGAAAUGCAUCAGGCUAGGAUUCCUGGGUUAAUCUUUCCUGGAUGGUCUGAGAAUCAGAGCUCAUAUCAACUCUUUUCAUGGAAUGAAAAAGAGAUGAGACAGCAGCAGAGCUGCUAAAUUAUUUUUGAAUAUGACCUUAAUGGAUUUAUGCCCACUCCUUAAAAUAUUUGUGGCGUCUCCCUACAAUUGCACAGGACUUAAUCCAAUGCUUCUCUUAUUCUCUUGCCAUUCCAUGCCUUCAACAACAUGAAUGACUUUUGGAGCAAGUAGGAAAAUUGUGCAGAGUAUAGUUCUGGAACUCUUUCCAAUCUCUUAAUAGCUACUCCACUCAUAUAAUCAGGAAGUAAAAGUGGACAAAUCAGCCACUGUCUGAGUUACUGCUCAGAUUCAACCCAUUUUUUAUCUUUCUUUUGCCAGCUUCCUUCCUCACACCAAAUUUGGUUUUGUUCAGUUUUCAGAGAAUAAUCUGGAAAGACAGUUGGUUAGAGUCCUUUAAUCCAACUAGAAACUUCUUUAAGCAACUUCUUUCCAACAGUCUGCUGGAAAGAAUAAAGAAACAAACAAUUGGUAAGGAGAGGCAUCAUCCCACAAGUGCUGGUCAUAAAAAGUACUCAUCUCUUGUACUUAGAUCCAACAAAUACAUUGGAAGCAAACCAGAGACAGAUAUGCAACUUGGGAUUUAUAUGGAUUCUCUGGGUUGAUAUGAUCCUCUAUGGUUGUUUCACACAAGGAUUUGGUAGCAGUUUGAAAGCAACUCCAAAGUUUUACAUUUUUGCAGUGUUGACAGUGUUGGAAGACUGAACUAAUUAAUUUUCAAUUCAACUUUGGUGUAAGUAGUCCUUGGCUUAUGACAACAAUUAAGUUUGGAGUUGCCGUUGCUAAGUAAAACAGUUUCUAUUGUUCAGCAAUGACCAUGUGGGUUGUUGAGCAAGAACCUAAUGUGACCACAACUUCUGACUUCCUGCCAGCUUCAUUACUGAAGUUACUUGUAAGUACUCGGUAGAGAACUUAGGAAAUCAUGAUCACAUGACUGUGGGGAUACUGUGAUGCCUGGAACUCUGAGAACCCACAAUAAGUUGUUCAGCGCUGUCCCAAGCUUGAAUGUUCUCUGAACCAGUGGUCAUAACCCCAGGAACAUCUGAACCUUGACUUUGAUAACUUUGUACCCCCCUCUCAGUUUUUUCAGUUUCUUCUUUCAGCAAGGAAUCAUAAUUUAUGGGUUGCCAGUUUCCUUCUCUGUACUGGAAAUACAGUAAGGAGAUAUUUGUUGCUUGGAGGAAAUUACUUCUCUUCCUUCAAGCAACAAAUGUGUUGAGUGUGAAAGUCCAUGCACCUUAAAAUUGCCCAGGUUGAAAAUUAGUGCUCUAGGAUUAACACAUUUUGGAUCAGGGCAAUGAUCUUUACUUCUGGUUCAUCUGUUGGUAGAAGCAAUCACUUACAAAUGGCUUCUAAAGACUGGGAAAGGAAAACAGUGAGAAUGUGGAAAUUGCCUGAGUUAACAUCAUUUGAGCAUCAUGGUGGGAAGGAAGCAGAUUAUUCAUUUUGGUGACACUUUGUACUAGUCUACUACUAGCCCUUGGGAGCCAAGACAGAUUCACCAUUUUUGAUAAGUCAUGUUUUGUUUAGCUACAGUUUGCUGGCUUAACUAGAAUUGGUUGUGUAACCAAAUCACUGUGGUUUGUUGAGUUACAGCUAAUCAUGUUGUGCAACCCCAGUUUUGUGGGCUGGCCUUUUGUAACUGGAGGAAACACAAGAUGAGGCCCAUAAGGCUUGGAUCUAAGAACGGGCAAGAUAAACAUGAGGGAGCUUUCAGGAGGGAGGGAUAUAAUAGAUCUUCAAAUAGUAGAAAAAAAGAUAGUAUUGAUGGGGUAGGGCAGCAGCGGACGGGAGGGAGGGAUUCACAUCUCUGGCCCAGGACUUGAGUGUGUAAUGUUUAUUCAAAUGUUUAUUUAAUACUACAGAGUGGGAAGUUUUUGGUUAAAAUCUGAUUAUUUUUAAAAUGGAUAUCUUUUGUACAUAUUUUGGAAAUUGCUAAUAAAUGUU
This is a messenger RNA of Notechis scutatus (mainland tiger snake), 2777 nucleotides long. Lineage: Eukaryota; Metazoa; Chordata; Lepidosauria; Squamata; Elapidae. The record is from RefSeq and is a predicted model, not a curated record.